GUUGUGAUUGUAUUAUAAAUGAGGAAAUAAAAAUAAGUGAAACAUGUCUUAUUUAAUAUUCGCUCCUCUGAUGAUCCUUCUGGCGGUCCCUGUGCAGCCUCAACGCUUUAAUAACGUCGGCAAAUUGACAGAAGUAUUUGCAUGGAAACAAAUGACUUAUGACAUUAAUGGAAUCAUGGUAUUGCGAGAUCGUUUCGCGGAAGACGACUUGGCUGGUGGUGACAGAGACAGGAGAUCAGCUGACGGACUGUAUUUCAACUAUAAUGACGAUGGAAAGAAGAAUUGGGAAGAAGGACAAAUAUGGCAUGAUAGUCCAACUGAACAGCCGACUACCCCAACGGUGGAUCCAAAUGAUGAAAUCGGCAGAUUCUUCGUACAGUACAACAACGUACCGAUGGGAGUAGAAAAAGUUGGAAACAGAUUGUUUAUAACAAUACCGAGAAGAAGAUAUGGCAUACCAGCUACUCUCAACUACAUCGACCUGUCAGUACAGGGCGGUCGCUCGCCGCCGCUCACACCAUACCCAGAUAUGGCAAGGUCAACCUCUAUGGUAUCGGUGUAUCGCACCAGGGCCGACGAGUGUGGGAGAUUGUGGAUGGUCGACACUGGAACUAUUGAAAUACCGAAUAACCCAAGGUAUAUGCAGACUCCAGCGAUAGUAGUUUAUGAUCUACGGACGGAUAGACAGAUACUUAGAUACACCCUGAAAAGCACAGACCUGCCAGCCAGAAACACACCUACUGGUCUGGCGUCCAUCACAGUGGUAAUCAAAAAUGGCGACUGCAGCAACGCUUACGCCUACAUCGCUGAUGUUGUGACCUAUGGUAUCAUCGUGUAUUCGUUGAAAGAGAAUGACAGUUGGAGACACUCCCACAACUAUUUCCAUUUUAACCCCACUGCUGGGAAUAUGAGAGUAGCAGGCCAAUCCUUCCAGUGGAACGACGGAGUCUUCAGCAUAGCAGCAGGCCCCGAGGGUCCUGACGGCUGCAGACAGAUGUACUUCCACCCCAUGGUCAGCCACCAGGAGUUCUCAGUGUCCUCAUGUGAACUGGAGACGAGGACGGCAAACCAGACGGCUUUCCAAGUAAUAGGUCAUCGCGGUACCAACAGUCAGAGCACGAUGCACGGUUACCACGCCCCCUCCAGGGUCAUGUUCUUCGCGGAGGUCGGCAGGGAUGCUGUCAGCUGCUGGCAUACGGACAAACCCCUCGCUCCUGGUAACAUGGGGAUGUUGGCGCAGGACCAGCUGAGGAUGAGUUAUCCUUCUGAUCUCCACGUCACAGACGACGAGGUCUGGGUGAUGGCUAACUCUUUGCCGCGCUUUAUAUACUCGAGAUUGAACCCGAAUCAAUAUAAUUUCUUCGUUUAUCGGGCAAAAGUUGCAGAUUUAAUAGCAGGCACUGUCUGUGCUGCUCCCUACGGACCAAAUCCAUUUUACCCUGGGAAUUUCUUCAUGAAUAUUUGAACUUCAAUAAUGUUGUGUAUUCAUUAGUUAUAAGUACCUACUAAAAUAGACAUGAAUAAAUUUAUACUUUAAAGUUUUAAAA
Molecule: messenger RNA, 1547 nt
Organism: Trichoplusia ni (cabbage looper)
Lineage: Eukaryota; Metazoa; Arthropoda; Insecta; Lepidoptera; Noctuidae
Product: L-dopachrome tautomerase yellow-f2-like
Exons: 12
Coding region: 44-1465 (473 amino acids)
Cellular component (GO): extracellular region
Source: RefSeq, a predicted model, not a curated record